CGUGGCUGCUUGGCCGCCGCUCGCCCUGGAUUUAAAGGGGCCGCGUCGGGAUAUAAAUGCAAUAAAUAAAUUGCAUUUAUUUAUUUAGUGGGAUGUCUCGCCGGGCCAAGGAGGACUACCAGCGGCAUUACACGGUCAGCGACCCCCGCGGCCACCCCAAGGGCUACACCGAGUACAAAGUCACCGCCAAGUUUGUGUCAAAGGUGAAUCCAGAAGAUGUCAAGGAGAUCGUGGUGUGGAAGCGGUACAGCGACUUUAAGAAGCUUCACGGAGACUUGGCCUACACUCACCGAAACCUCUUCCGGCGCCUGGAAGACUUCCCUUCCUUCCCCAAGGCCCAAGUUUUUGGCCGUUUUGACCCCGAGGUGAUUGAGGAACGGCGGAAGGCGGCCGAGGUCAUGCUGCGCUUCACGGUCCACAUCGCUGCUUUGAACAACAGCCCUCAGCUCAAGGAAUUCUUCCGGGGCGGGGAGGGAAAGACCCUCGCUGAGAAGUCUGACUUGCAGUCCCUGCCUCCCCCUCUGAUCCCGGUGCCGCCAGAAGGAGUCGAACCAGCGGAGGACGCUCUGGGAUCCGUCGCCGAGCAGGACCCCCCGGAACUGAAGCAAGACCCGUGCGGAGCCGCGGAGGCCACGAGCCAGGAGUGGGACUUGGAAGCCCGAAGGGAGGAGGAAGGGGGGGCCUCCUUCCCCACGAAGUCUCCGGAGGACGAGGCUCUGGACGCGCUCUUUGCCUUUGUGGAGGACGAGGAGGAAGAGAAAGGCCCGGGAUCGCCUCCCUGCUGCCUCUUGUCAGUCCAGGAGUUGGCGCUCUUUGACCCCUUCUCCAAGGAAGCCUCCGGCGCAGGAAGAGUCUCCCACGGGGAAGACCUGGCUGUUCUUGCUGCUGCGGACCACGGGACGGCCCCGUCCGCCCCCGGAGCAAGAGCGGGGCAGGAAGCCACAGAAGGAGCGGAGGCGUCAGACCCCGGCGGGUACGUGCCCCUGGCCACGGAGCGCAUCAGGCAGGCCUUGGAGAGCGAAGCGGCCGAGGACUACAAGGCGGCUUUCUGUGGCUACCGCAGCGGCGUGGAUUUACUGCUUCAGGGGCUGCAAGGGGACCCCGACGCGGCCCGCCGAGAGGCAGUGAAGAAGAAGACAGCGGAGUACCUUCAGAGAGCCGAGGAGAUCUUUCAGCAGCAUCUGAAACACUUAUAGUUGCGAGCAAGGUGGACAGACGGGCCACCACCGUGGGCCUGGGAGAAGAACACCUGCCUGCUUCUCCCAGCGGCCUGGUCCUGACAUUGGCUGGCCGGAGCGGAUUCAGCCACUCAGCGUCCCCCUCCUUGUGCCUCUCCUCCCCUAUGCACGUUGGGUAUUCU
Messenger RNA from Elgaria multicarinata webbii, 1360 nucleotides. RefSeq names its product sorting nexin 15 (gene SNX15). The coding region runs from base 93 to 1196 and encodes 367 amino acids. NCBI's taxonomy places the organism in Eukaryota, Metazoa, Chordata, Lepidosauria, Squamata, Anguidae. Gene Ontology annotation, molecular function: phosphatidylinositol binding. The record is from RefSeq and is a predicted model, not a curated record. The transcript is spliced from 8 exons.